AUGGCGACACUUCCAGAGGAGCUGUGGCUUAAGGUCAUCGAAAAUCUGAACUCGAAAGAUCUCAAGAAUGCACGCCUCGUGAAGAGCUCAUGGGCCGAGUUCGCUACACCGGUUCUCUUUCGCAACAUCGCCUUCAGCCCUGAGCCGGCCAAUAUCAAACAUUUCAAGCUCUUGGCCAAGAAUAAGGAGCUAGCUAACCAUGUCGAACUUCUCACACUCGACACCACAACCUACCAGGCUCAUUGCAAUCCAGAACGAUAUGCCAAGCUCGCUUCUGAGUACUUCAGUAAAGUCUUUGGCCUCGGAGCCCAGAACACUGGACCACUGUCACCAACCAGUCUCCACCAUGUCCUUCUAAACGACCCAUACAAAGCCCUUGGCUCCCACUAUCUGUCUGGUCAACCUCGCGGCAGCUUUGUGGCUGGGUACACUCUGUACAGCGCACGAAGUCAUUUCAUGCUCGACCUCUUCAAGAAGGGGAAGAUUUUCCAGAUUAUCAAGCAAUGUGUCUCGAGUUUCAAGAACUUGAAGCAUAUGGAGACUUGCUCGUAUUGGACGGCAAAUGAUGGGUCCUAUCAGAGAGAUUUUGAGCUCUAUCUUUGCCAACACCUGCCUCAGAAGACACUCGAUCUCAUCCCUGGACUUGAUGGCCAAUUUCACGACUCUGGAACUCGAUCUAGAAUCACUACCAGUGCCUUUUCCGCCCCUGGUGCCGCCGCUCGUGACCUGCAUGUGAUGAUGCUACCUCCGAACUACGGUAUAUCUUAUCACGAUGUGCAAAUGCACGAGAUUACCCAUGCGGCUCUCAGAGCACUUCGCGAGAAUAAGAUCAGACUCCAGUCUCUGUCGCUUCCUGGUAAUGACUAUCUUGGCAAGGAUGUUGAAGCCGGGACGAGGCGUGGUAUCGUGCCCAUGACUACGUUGUUACUUGGUGCGAAGGCUCCUGGAGCCACCAAAUCUACUAGUCUCCUGCUACCGGUAUUGCGGCGUCUCAAGUCACUGGAGCUGAACAUCGAUUUCAAGCAUCCUGCAACUCAUUCUCCGCUGCGCGACAGCAGACCGCCCCACCGCUUGUGUAUGGCUCUUCAGCAGAUGAACCAAUUGGAGUCUCUAAGUCUCGGCUCACAGGACUAUCUGCUCGGCGAUCCUGCCGUUUGGGAUCUCACACACCUCAUGCUGUGGAAGAAGGAAGAUUAUCCAGAUCAUCCAGAUGCAUUGUCUGAUGACGGCCAAGACGGACCAGGCGGACCUCACGGUCUUGGUGAUCUCAUGAACAUGCUUAUGGCUAUGGGUCCGCCACCUGGCCUUCCGUUGCACCCCCAUCAUCAAAGCCCAGCGACCGGCACUCUGCCGGAGUCGAUUCCGCAUCAGGGAUCUGCCCCUACGCCCAAUGCUAGUUCGUCUCAAGCAGCGGCAGGCCCUGGCCCCAACACCGGUCAAGCCCACCAUCCAGCCGGUGCAGUGAAUAAUCUGUUCGCUCAAAUUAUGGGUGGAGGUGUUGCGUCAAUAGACGCCAAUGGCCACGUCACUAGUCAUACUUUCAACCCCGGUAAUCUUCCUCACAAUGCCGUGGGGGGAAGUGCACCCGAGUCUACGGAACCAAAAGACGUGAAGAACCCUGACACGCCGUUGUCACCGAAUCCGUGGCCUAAGCUUCGCUAUUUAUCUCUUUGGAGCCUCCCUGCCACACCUGAAGAGCUCACUAGGCUAGUCACCACGGUCAAAGACACCUUACGCACACUGAGGUUGUACAAAGUGCACUAUGCGAGACCUGAGCUCAUUGAUCCUAACUUUGACGAUGGUCAUGCCUUCCUCGACAUGGGAUUUGGCGGGCCUCCUCCGAAUAAUGACGCAGAUGAGGGCUCUCCAUCGUACGGUGAUGAUGAGGAGGAUGACGAGGAUCUGAAUGGAGAUCUUCCCGAGCUCGUUGACCUGUUGAGUGCCGCCUCUCCGCCUGGUGCUCAAGCUUCUUCGAGUUCUACGGCUACAUCGAUCCCUGCCAACCCCUUUUCGCAGCCCGCACCACCUUUUAACGGACACCCUCCAGAGAUUCCCUCACAACCGAAUACUUCCAACAACUCUGGUGGCGAUGAUGACAACAAGGACACUUCGGACAAGUGGCUCUCAACGUUCGAGAUGCUUGCCGACGAUCUCCGUCUGAAGACUUGUAACAUCAUUCUAGAGGAUCAUGACGAGUUGUAUCUGAGGGAUAAGCUAGAAAAGCAAAUUACAGACCUAGACGACUUCCCAUCACUUGGACACAUGGCAAGCCAUUACAUUCUGGACGGCGAUGGCAUGGGCUACCCUCUGUACCUUACGAACAAACUCAAGGAACAGAAGCAGAGAAUGGCCCAGAUUGAGGCUGAUCUCAAUGCUCUCGAAGAUGACGAUGGAUAUGAGGACUGGCAGGAGGACGGAGACCAUGAAGAUCGCAACGCGAGGGGCCCCACCAAGAUGCGAAACAUUCACAUCUGCUCGAGAUGGCAGGGCUGUCCUUAG
Cyphellophora europaea CBS 101466 is the source of this 2499-nucleotide messenger RNA. RefSeq lists its product as uncharacterized. Gene Ontology annotation, molecular function: protein binding. The transcript is spliced from 2 exons. The record is from RefSeq and is a predicted model, not a curated record. Bases 1 to 2499 code for a protein of 832 amino acids. Lineage: Eukaryota; Fungi; Ascomycota; Eurotiomycetes; Chaetothyriales; Cyphellophoraceae.